Messenger RNA from Salvelinus fontinalis (brook trout), 11605 nucleotides. RefSeq names its product death-associated protein kinase 2-like. Gene Ontology annotation, cellular component: nucleus; cytoplasm. NCBI's taxonomy places the organism in Eukaryota, Metazoa, Chordata, Actinopteri, Salmoniformes, Salmonidae. The coding region runs from base 9242 to 10330 and encodes 362 amino acids. Gene Ontology annotation, molecular function: ATP binding; protein serine/threonine kinase activity. The transcript is spliced from 11 exons. Gene Ontology annotation, biological process: protein phosphorylation; positive regulation of apoptotic process; intracellular signal transduction. The record is from RefSeq and is a predicted model, not a curated record.
UCUCCUCAUGUUCUUCUCGACGCAUUUUUUAUUUUCGGUAUUUUCUCUAUGAUUUAUGCUUCUCUCUAUAUAUAUGUAAUCCACCCAGACUACACACCACAUGCUUGUACAAUACGUUAUUAACUCAUAAUUAAGUCAUAUCACUAAUUUUCUCUCAAAGUCCAUUGCGCAUCACUGCAGCAAUCAUAGCGCUCUGUCUCUCGCUCAUUCACGACUAGUUGAGUUUUAAAAACGGUGGAAUACCUUUUGGAAUAUAAUUUUUUUCCCGGGUUGUGUUCUGCUAUGACCUGAUGGUAGUAAUGGAUUGACAGAAUCUGAAGGUUGGUCAUUUGAAAAGGAGAAAGCUAGGCACGUUACCCACCGUUUCUUUUGGAUACAUUGUGCGCGUCGAUGUUUGGUGUGAGUUAUGGGAUUUGUUUUUCUCAUACCUGGUUGAUCUGAGCUUCUGAUUUAAAAAAGUUUUGCUUUGCAUAAAGUUUAGGCACCCUUACUUCUCUUUCUCCUCAUUGGCUUUCGUAUUUCCCCAAUUCCAACCUAUUCAGCUUUCAUAUCAUUAUUGUGGUAUCCACAUGAUCAUAAUCUUCUCUAAGUAUUUUGCUCUAUGUGGUGAUCACUUCAGUUAGGAAUUCAUAGUAGUAUUUUCUACAAAUGCAUUCCAAUGACUAGCUGGUCAACGACUUUAUAUGCACACGCAUGCACACACACGCAUGCACACGCACAAACACACACCACACACACACAGAGGGUAAGGCCAAACUCAACAUAACGUUGAAAAAUGAACAGAUCACAUUCACUUAGACACAGGUGUGGUCAGGGUUUGCAGUAGCCCAGUAAUGGAUUGAAGGAGCCUAACGUUACUCCAUUGUGCCACUGUAGUGCUAUUGGGGGAAGAGGUGCUUUUGUAGUUGCGCGAGAGCUGGUUCUUGACCUUAUAUAUGGUCCAACGACCUUAUAUGUUCUGUUUAGAGGCAAAUUGGCUCCUGCAGCCGAAACAUCUUCCUCACACUUAUUCUUCAGAAUAGAGUGCCCUAGGGCCCCCGAGUGGCGCAGAGGUCUAAGGCACUGCAUCUCAGUGCAAUAGGUGUCACUAUAGUCCCUGGUUCGAAUCCAGGCUGUAUCACAGCUGGCCGUGAUUGGAAGUCCCAUAGGGUGGGGAUAAGUUGGCCCGGCGUCGCCUGGUUUUGGCCAGGGUAGGCCGUCAUUGUAAAUAAGAAUUUGUUCUAGAAUUUGUUCUUAACUGACUUGCAUGGUUCAAAAAAUAUGAAGCAGUAAGCCACAGUCUGUCUAUUUUGGCACAUGUUCAGGAGCGAGGCCUCACUUUUAGCCACUUAUCGGACCUCUUGACAUGAUGACGUCAUAGUGCACCAUUCAAAGACAAGGGCCAUUGUGCCACUGUAGUGUUAUUGGGGGAAGAGGUGCUUUUGUAGUUGCGCGGGAGCUGGUUCUUGAAUCAACACAGUUGUUCUCAGGAUGUUGUACUUUUGUUGACUUCAUGGUAUUGGGGUAGGAAGCUGGGGGUGGAUCACGAGGGGAGUCUCGGGAAUCUCUUCUUGGUAGAGUCUGGCAUUGGAUUUACUGUUACACAUGGGAGGCAACAACAUCUAGGAAGGAUUUUUAGCACAUGGCUGAGGGGAGGGGGGGACAUGCAUAAAUACAGUCAGAGUCCGAGAGUGAAAGAGAGUAUACAGGAAGACUCACAUGCUGUCACUAAUAGACACAUUUCCCUUCUCUGAUACACAGACAGACAGACAGGGUAUGGUGUGUUCAACAGUCACUUGACCACUUCUCGUCCCCUGUUGGUAUCAUCUCCGACCCACUCUUUCUUCAGAGAGCCUGCGCUUUCUCUCUCUCUCCGAUCCAGCUCUUAGCUCUUCUGUCUUAUGCCUAAACGUAUCUCCCUUCUCCUCUGUCUCGUCCUGCGAGAGGUCAUUAGCUCACUCUGUCUGUCUCUCUUGUCUGUAUUCUUAUGUAUUUUAUACCUCUUUUAUUACUUUUUAUUUAAUUAUAGUUUUUUUUACUCUGCAUUGUUGGGAAUGGCUCGUAAGCAAGUCUACACCAGUUGCAUUCGGCGCAUGUAACAAAGCCAAUUUGAUUUUCCCUUGCUCCCUCUCCUACUUUAUAUGAUUGCAAACUGUUAAAGUUGAUCCGUCUUGUCCUUGCUCUCUUUCUCUCUCUUUUUCUCUCGUUCUUUCUCUCUCUUUCUCCCUUUCUCAUGCCAUAUUUGGCUUUUGUCUGUCUGUCUGUCUGUCUGUCUCGUUCUGUCUGUCUUUAUGAUGCUGGUUUAUUGUCAGCCUUUUUAUUCUCUUUCUCCCUCCCUGCAUUUGCAUUAGGCACAACUGGACGUCUUCAAGGAGAAUACUUCCCAAUAGUUAAUAUCAGUAAUCCUUUCAAAACUGAUCACCAAUGGGUUGAUUUACUUUGACACUUGAGGCUUUCUGAGGGUUUUAGCCUGUUAUUUUAAUCAUGUUUGUUUUCACACCAUGGGUGGAAAUAGGAGACAAAGGGCUGUGAGACAGAGGUUUAAUCCUAGAGACAUGAAAAGUGGGAUGUAUACAGAGGGUGCGGGGCAACAGAAGACAAACAGCAGAGGGACUAAGGAUUUUAGAGAUUGGGAAAGGGCCAAUAAAGGGGUUGUUUACGGGACUCUACCCGGAGGGGCAGAUCCCGGGUGGAAAGCCAUACCCUCUGCCCGAGACAAUAGCGGGGAGCUGGGGUCCGGUGGUGGUCCGCCCGUCGCCGAUACCUGGAGGUGGUCUUGAAAAGAAUGGACCGGGUUCUCUUCCAGGUACGGCAACAGCGGCGGACAAACAUCUGGACCGAGGGUAUGCUGACUUCUUCCUCAGUGAAGAGCGGGGGCGGAUAUCCCAAGGAACACUCGAGAGGGCGAGAGACCAGCGGCCGAGCAGGGAAGGUUGUUGCGGAUGUAUUGCACCCACACGAGUUGCUGGCUCCAGGUGGUGGGGUUGGCGGAGAGGAGAAAACAAAGAGCUAUCUCCAGGUCCUGAUUUGCUCGCUCCGACUGGCCAUUAGACUGGGGGUGAAAACCUGAGGACAGGCUGGCCGACUACCCAACGAGAGUGCAGAACGCCUUCCAGAACCGGGACGAGAACUGAGGACCGAGAUCAGAGACCAUGUCGACCGGAAGUCCAUGGAUCCGGAAGACGUGUUACAUGAGCAUGGCAGCCUCCUUGGUUGAGGGUAGCUUGGGAAGGGGAAUAAAAUGGGUGGCUUUGGAAAACCUUUCUACCACCGUAAGGAUGGUGGUGUUGCCAUCUGAUGGAGGAAGACCAGUGACGAAGUCCAGGAAAAUGGGACCGGGGCGGUGAGAAACAGGGAAUGGUUGAAGACGGCCAACCGGAGCUUGCCGCGGGGCCUUAUUCUGCACGCACACAGUGCAGGCGGUGACGAAAGAGGAGACGUCAGAAACCAUGAUGGUCCACCAAAAACGUUGUCGGAAGAAAGCCAGGGUCCGACGGGAGCCAGGAUGGCAGGUGAGUCUAGAGGAACGUUCCCAUUCCAGGACCGGGGAUUGGGCAGAGUCCUGGACAAACGUCUGGUCAGAUGGUGUAGCAGUGGGGCUAUACAGGUGUGAGAGCGUGUCAGGCUUCCCAUUCUUGGACCGGGCAGUAGGAGAUAGUAAAGUUAAAACGAGUGAAUAAUAGGGCCAAUCGAGCCUGCCUUGAGUUGAGGCGCUUAGUAGUUUAGAGAUAUUCCAGGUUCUUAUGGUCAGUCCACACUAAGAAUGGAUGUUCCGCACCCUCUAACCAGUGCCUCCACUCCUCCAAUGCCAUCUUGACCGCGAGUAGUUCUCGAUUUCCCACGUCAUAGUUCCUCUCAGCGGGGUUAAGACGAUGGGAAAGGAAAUCGCAGGGAUGCAGCUUUUGGUCCUGGGCAGAAAUGGAUGGAUUAAUAUGGGGGCUCUAGUGAAUUGAUGCAUGAGGUCUGAGAACGCCCGGUCCGCUGCUGAAGACCAGGUGAACAGAACCUUGGGAGAGGUCAGUGCUGAGAGGGGGGAAGGCAGGGUAAUGUAACCCCGGAUGAAGCGGGGGUAGAAAUGAGCAAACACCAGGAAACGUUUCAGCUGCACUCUGGAUGUGGCUAGAGGCCAAUCCACACCGCUCUCACCUUGUCCGAAUCCAUCUGAAUAUUUCCUGCAGCAAUAACGUUUCCUAGGAAGAAGAUGGUGGAGCGAUGGAAUUCACAUUUCUCUGCUUUCACAAAAAGCUGGAUCUCCAGGAGAUGCUGAAGGACCUGUCGGACGUGGAGGACGUGCUCUUGAGCUGAACGGGGGAAAAUGAGGUAGGCAAACACAAACCGGUUCAGCAUGUCACGGAGCACGUCGUUAACCAGGGCCUGGAACACUGCGGGAGCGUUGGUCAGUCCGAACUGCAUAACAAGCUACGCGUAGUGCCCGCUAGACAUUUUAAAAGCUGUCUUCCAUUCGUCUUCUUUCCCGUAUCAGAACCAAAUGGUAAGCGUUCCCGAAGGUCCAACUUCGAGAAGAUCAUCACCCCCCUGGAGAGGCUCGAAAGCCGAUGAGAUAGGCCCCGGUAGGAUUUUGUCUUUCUCCACAAAGAAGAACCCUUCACCGGCGGGGGAGGCAGAUGGAUGAAUACGCCCUGCAGCAAGAGAGUCCUCAAUGUUCCUUUCCAUAGUAUUGGUCUCCGGACCAGACAGAGAAUAAAGCCACCCCCGAGGCGUAGUAGUGCCCAGGAGAAGGUCGAUAGCGCAGUCAUAGGGUUGAUGCGGAGGGAGAGAUGUAGCACGGGCCUGGCUGAAACUCCCGUUGGUCCUGGUACUCUGCGAGAAUGGCGGAGAGAUCCGAGGCUUCUCCCAAGCCCGCAGGAAGACGUCCCGUGGCAGGCUGCGCCGACUACAGGCAAUGCGAGUGGCAGAACGGGCUCCAACCCAUGAUAGAACCAGUAGCCCAGUCGAUCAGGGGACUGUGCCUUUGGAAAACCCCAAAACCGUGGGUACAAGAGGAGAUUCAAUGAGCAGGAACUGCAUAGACUCACUGUGAUUACCUGACACUCGCAGGUUGAUGGGAACCGUAUGGUGGGUGACUCUGCCAAUAGAGUGCCCAUCCAGCACAGUGACGUCCAUGGUAAUGGAGAGGGGUUGUGUGGAGAUACCCAGCUCCGACACCAGGGUAGUCUCCAUAAAACUGUCGUCGGCACCAGAGUCAAUGAGCACCCGGAGAGAUUUGGACAGGUCACCCCACAGCAGGAUGGCAUGAAGAGGCGUACGAGUAAUGGGAGAUUGGAAGCUCACCAGCAUGCUCAUACCUGCUGAUGAGCCUGGUCUUUUAAUGAACAGGUAGAUAUGUAAUGUCCUGUAGUACCACAAUACAGACAGUUCUUGGUGCUCAGUCUACACAACAGUUCAACAGGAGACAAUCUAGCCCUGCCCGAUUGCAUUGGUUCUGGAGGAGACGAGUCGACAGCCCUCUGUGAUUCCCGAGGGAACUCGGGUGACAUCGGAUUCUCCCGGCAAUGUAGACUUCUGGAACGUCCGGGAUUCCUCGGAGGCGAGGUGGGAAUCGUGGACGAGCGAGUGUGACCGGGAUAGACCUCCUCUCCUUCCUACGUUCCCGUAGCGUCCAAUCGAUCUGUAUGGUCAAGGCUAUGAGAGAGUUGAGGUCCACUGCAUAGUCUGCCACACUACGAGAGUCUUGGCACAGUUCAAGUAGCUUACGAGCAGCCGCUCUCCCUGACAACGGAUUAUCGAACACCUUUCUUACCUCCGCCACAAACUCCUCCAGGCUGAGGCAAACAGUGUAUUGAUGCUCCCACACCACUGUAGCCCAGGCUAGUGCUCUCCCGGACAUGAGAGUUAUCAGGUACGCCAUCUUCGAACGAUCUGAGGGAAAUGAAGAAGGCUGCAGCUCGAGGAUGAGGGAGCACUGGGAGAGAAACGCUUGGCAGGUUCCUGGAUCUCCAACAUAGCGCUCCGGGGGAGGUAAGCGGGGUUCAAGGUAAGCCGGGGUAAGCUUGGGAGAAACACAGCUGGUAGCGGGGUUACUGAGAGCCUGGGAGGUUACUGUAGUAGACACAGGAGGCAGAUAUUACUUUUCAGAAUAUUUAUUAUAAUUAUUAAUUAUAACAAAGGGGGCAGGCAAAAGGCAGGUCGAGGGCAGGCAGGUACAGGACGGCAGGCAGGCUCAGGGUCAGGACAGGCAGAAAGGUCAGAACCGGAAAGACGCUGGUAAGACCUGACAAGACAAGACGAACUGGCAACAGACAAACUGAAAACGCAGGUAUAAAUACACAGUAGAUAAUAGGGGGAAAUGGGAGACACUUGCUGGGGGGUGGAGACAAGCACAAACAGAUACAGAUCAGGGUGUGACAGAAACUUUCCAUACAUAUUUGCCCAUGGUAGAAGUGGUCAGAACUGCCAAAACAUUUAGGAGAUGGAGGUGCUCAAAGUUGACCCAUUUUGCAGACCCCACUAUACCAUGAGACAUCCAUGUCUUCAUCACUGGUAAAGAUAAACAGUUGAGUUGGAUACCAUUUAAAAACUUAAACAGGGUUGUCAAAGUAUUUUCUAAUUUCUAGAAAAAGGUGUUUUUUAAAUACAAAUUGUCCUUUUUUUUUGUUAUAUGUCAAUUAUCCAAAAACAUGUCAACUCAGAUUUAUUUUCAUUUUCGCAUAUGUUGUAGUUUAGACCCUGUUUAACCUAAUCUGAAGUGUUUGUGUUGUGACUGCCAUUGGUUGAGACACACCAUACUCUUGAAUACAGGGUGGGUAGCAUUUCAAUCAUAGAAAUAUUAUUAAUAGAAUGGAGAUAUCCUUUCAGACCACUGCAAUUUAGCUGGUACAUCAUUGAAAUUUUUACUUCCAAUUACUUCCACAAAGAUGGCCGCCGGUCCACCCACCAUCGAACGUCAACAUAAAUGGGAAUGUAUGUUCUAUUAUCUAUGUUUCUAUGAUUUCAAUAAGCUUCCUAUGGAAUAUUGACAGUAUAGUUUAAAACAACUGAUUUUCCCAUCAGGGGUUGGAACCAAAAUAUUUUACCCAUCAUUCCAUUCUGAGCAGAACUGCUAUUUUGUUAGUCCCAGUAUUCUUUAAAAAAAAGUGUAUUUUACCCCCUUUUCCUCCCCAAUUUUUAUCUUGUCUCUUCGCUGCAGCUCCCCAACAGGCUCGGGAGGCGAAGGUCGAGUCAUGCGUCCUCCGAAACAUGACCCGCCAAACCGCGCUUCUUAACACCCGCCCGCUUAACCAGGAAGCCAGCCGCACCAAUGUGUCGGAGAAAACACAGAUCAACUGACGACAGAGGUCAGUCUGCAGGCGCCCGUCCCGCCACAAGGAGUCGCUAGAGCACGAUGAGCCAAGUAAAGCCCCCCCCGGCCAAACCCUCCCCUAACUCGGACGACACUGGGCCAGUUGUGCGCUGCCCUAUGGGACUCCCGAUCACGGACGGUUGUGAUAGACUCGGGUCUGUAGUGACAACUCUAGCACUGCGAUGCAGUGCCUUAGAACGCUGCGCCACUCGGGAGGCCCUGUCCCAUUUUCUGACAAGAAAAUAAAGUUCUGAACUGAUUAGGGUCCCAAAAAAGUAACAGUUCACAUUGUUCCUUUUCGUUCAUUUUUGUAUAUUUAUCUCAAUGUUUUACUCCAGCAAUUUGCACUAAUAGAGCAGCUUGCUGUGGAAAGGGUAAUGUUUGAUUGGUCAGAUAAGUGCAGGUUCGAGAUGCUACUGAAAUUUCACGGGGGGGAGAGCGGGCUUGGCUUGAAGCUCUGAACACGAUGUGGAGUGGAAUGUGUUUACAGCAUUUAUACACAGAAAUCAGGAAUAUUUUUGGAAUUUAAAUCAUAUAGAAAUUGAGAACGUUUUAUUACAAUAUUUUGUUACUUGAGCCAGUAAAGAGCGCUUUACGAUUCUUGGGUAGCGUAAUCACUUUAGCUUCCCUCCAAGCCUGAAGGCACACACUUUCUAGUAGGCUUAGAUUGAAGAUAAGGCAAAUAGGAGUGGCAAGAUUGUCCGCCAUUAUUCUCAGUCAUUUUCCAUCCAAGUUGUCAAACCCCAGUGGCUUGUUAUUGUUGAUAGACAACAAUCAUUUUUUCACUUCUUCCACACUCACUUUACGGAAUGAAAAUUGACAAUGUUUGUCUUUCAUAAUUUGAUCACUUAUACUUGGAUGUAUAGAGUCAGCGUUUGUUGCUGGCAUGUCAUGCCUAAGUUUGCUUAUCUUGCCAAUGAAAAAAUAAUUAAAGUAGAUGGCAAUAUUAGUGGGUUUUGUGAUGAAUGAACAAUCUGAUUCAAUGAAUGAUGGAGCUGAGUUUGCCUUUUUUCCCAAAAUUUUAUUUAAGGUGUUCCAAAGCUUUUUACUAUCAUUCUUUAUGUCCUUUAUCUUUGUUUAAUAGUGUAGUUUCUUCUUCUUUUUAUUCCGUUUAGUCACAUGAUUUCUGAAUUUGCAGUACGUUUGCCAAUCGGUUCUGGUGCCAGACUUAUUUGCUAUUCCUUCAAAAUGGGUGCGGUCCAGAAAUUAUUUAAAUAAAAUGGAACGACCCUUAUGCCACUACUGUUGAUUCAUUGUUCUGUCACUGUUUAUGGUUUUAAGUUAUUUGUGCUGUAAUAGCGCCCCCUGCUUAUUAUGAGCCAAAUCCUAAUUUCAGACAUGCACGUAGGCCUACAACUCGAACUCAAGCUAAUGUCAUCCAUUGGCCUCAACUGAAGAUAUGUCUGAACAUUUGAGUUGCGGGUGCACAUCUGAAGCACAUCUCAAUAUUGGUGGUAUUAUACAUUUUGUCUUAUAGAUAUGUAGUGGUGUUAUGAUAUACUGUUUAAUUGAAUUAUUUUGUUCAUUUUUUGUGUGAUGUACGUUGUGUUUAGACCCCAGGAAGAGUAGCUGCUGCCAAGGGGAUCCAUAAUAAAGACCCCCCAAAAGUCAGGAUUCAAUUUAUCCCCUAUGCCCCUCAAACUCAACUCUGGACCUUGAAGUCAGUUACACUGUAUUUUUUCAUUGUUCCCCUCUAACCCGGGGCACCAGGUGUAUGCAAUUAAUUAUCAGGUAGAACAGAAAACCAGCAGGCUCCGGACCUCGUAGGGUAAGAGUUGAAUACCCCUGCAUGCUAUCACGUUUGCCUUAGAACUGUGAUAUUAAUUGUUUUCUUUCUCUCUUUGUUCAGGUCCCGACCUAGUGAAGCAAUAGUUGAGUGCACCAUGCAGUACUUGGACUUGAACCACCAGUAAUAUAUAGUGGGUGGAAACGGAGGGAUAAACUGGGGAGAAAAAGAGAAGUAUGGCCGUCUUUAAUAUGCUUGAGAAUGUGGAAGACCUCUAUGAGAUCGGAGAAGUACUUGGGAGUGGCCACUUUGGGCAGGUGAGGGAGGUGCGCGAGCGGGCCACGGGGGCUCUCUGGGCUGGGAAGUUCCUGAAGAUCAGGAAGUGUGCUAGCAGCCGGCUGGGCAUGGAGAGGAAGAAUGUAGAACGGGAGGUUGAGGUCCUGCAGGCCCUACAGCAUCCCAACAUCAUGGCCCUGAAGGAUGUGUUUGAGAGCCGGGCCGAGGUGGUGCUGGUGCUGGAGCUUAUUAGUGGAGGAGAACUGUUUGACUUCAUUGCUGAGAAGGAGAACCUGACGGAGAGCGACGCCAUCGACUUCAUGAAGCAGAUACUACUGGGCGUGGGCUUUAUGCACAGCAAACAAAUAGGCCAUUUUGACCUAAAGCCGGAAAACAUCAUGCUGUCGGACAAGAUGGCACCAAACCCCAACAUUAAGAUCAUUGACUUUGGGCUGGCCCACUGCUUCAAGUCGGGGGAGGAGUACAGGUGCAUGAGUGGCACCCCCCAGUACAUUUCUUCUGAAGUGAUCAACUACGAACCUCUGAGCACAGCUGUGGACAUGUGGAGCAUCGGAGUGAUCACCUACAUACUACUGAGUGGUAUGUCCCCGUUCCAAGGGGACACGGACGAGGAGACACUGAGGAACAUCAUAGCCCUGAACUACAAGUUUGACGACCACUACUUCAGCAUGACCAGUGCCAUGGCCAAAGACUUCAUCCAGAAGCUCUUUGUGAAAGAUCAGAAUGAGAGAAUGACCGCUGAGGAGUGUCUACACCACCCAUGGAUCAAGCCUCUGACACGGAAACAGGUGGCCAACAGGAAUCGCUCCUCCAUCAACAUGAAGACCUUUAAGAAGUUCAAUGCCAAGAGAAAAUGGAAGAUGUCAUAUAACAUGGUAUGGGUGUGUAACAGGCUGCAUCGACUGAAGCUGCUUUGUAAGACUAGUGCACUGGCGGGCGAGGAACUGAGACAGUGUGAGAGUGACCAGGAGGACACAGAGACCAAGCCAGCCUCACUCAUUCGCCGGCGACUCAGCAACAGUUCAUAGACUCGACCACCAGGGGAGAGACAAAGCAUCAAGCUGCAGUGCACAGUUUCCUUUACAGUGACACAACCAAGCCUACAGUAUUUGCACUCCCCCUUUACCAGGCCUCGAGGGAGUGUAAGACCAAGACAGGCUGACACAAGAGCCGGGCACACAAGGAAUUUUCGGGCUCUAUGUCCCUACAUGAGACUUCUCCUUGAUGAAGUGGAAUGGAAUCUACAGCACAAGGCCUGUCAAGGCUCAACUUUAUGCUCAAUGCACUUCAGGUGGAUUGGAGGUAAUUCCAGUAAGAGCACAAGUACAAAUGUGUGAUGGCUUCCGUGAGUGAGCAGAUAUUUAAAAAGACUCUCGAUGGGGUAACAUUUUAGAAAACCAAGCAUGACUUGUUUUUAGAGCUCUGCUCAGUAUUACUGUGGCUUAUUGCAUGUUUUUAUGGUGCUUUUGCAGUUGUAAAGGUCAACUGAUAGCAGGCGGUAACAUUAUUGUUCUUAUGGUGAAGUUACUGAUUUGGGGAUGAACAGUACUGGAUUGCCAGUUAGGUCACCCGUGAUACAAGUCAGUAUUCGACGUCCAUCCAUGUCGGAGGAUGUCAGGAGGGGCAAUAUAAAUAUAUUAUUUACAGUAUAAUAAUACAAUUAUAUAAUGCUAUACAAUUAUAAAAUAUCUAGUGUCCUAAACAUGAUUACCAAGUACUCCAAUAUUGUACGACAGACAAAUGUUUUAAGAUAACUGACCAGUAUAAAUAGCACAGCAAAUUAACUUUUAAAGGUUCUACUCCUAGAAAUAGGAUAACGAAUACAUUCUAGUUUUACUAAUCCAAUAAUGUCGUCCUGCAUACAGUAAAUACUCUGAACACUCCACGCUCUACUGCAGUGUUUCCCAACCCUAGUCCUCGAGCAUCCCCAGCAGCACACAUUUUUGUUUUAACCCUGGACAAGCACACCUGAUUAAACUUGUCAACUAAUCAUCAAGCCCACACUGAGUUGAAUGAGGUGUGUUUGUCAAGGGCUACCACAAAACUGUUCUGUUUUGGGGUACCCAGGGUUGGAAACACUGCUCUACUGAACUAGUAGCGUUACUGAAGAUCAUACAUUGAUGCAUGACAAGUAACGUGACAUGUUGGUCUAUGAAUGAUCUUUUGGUGAGAACUAUAUACGUUUUCUGUUUCUCUAAGAAGUUUAAGAAUUUGUUUUCUUUGAUUAUAACCUUGUGAAAAUACCUUAAAUCGACUGUCAGUGUUAAGUGUGGUUAUUUUAAAUAAAGGUACAUUGUGGUCAA